Molecule: messenger RNA, 6180 nt
Organism: Phaeodactylum tricornutum CCAP 1055/1
Lineage: Eukaryota; Bacillariophyta; Bacillariophyceae; Surirellales; Neidiaceae
Exons: 1
Coding region: 1-6105 (2034 amino acids)
Biological process (GO): vacuolar acidification
Cellular component (GO): RAVE complex
Source: RefSeq, a predicted model, not a curated record
AUGGUGCGUUUGCUUGUUGUCUCUAUCACUCCUAAAGAGAGUACGCACUGGACCAUUUCCUUUCAUACCUUCGAUCUAUUCAAAACAGAGAUACGGAGGACGACCAACUUGAUUGUUAGGGCCUGUUCAGUGCAGCUUAUUGCCGUAUCGUCGUCAGAGGACGAAAAUGAAAUUGCUGUAUGGUCGGCUAGACCGCACCCAGGUUGUCUUCUCGAAAAAGGCGGCGGAAAAGAGCAUGUACAGGAUAUCAGUUGGGAUUAUUUUGUUUUUCUGUUGAGAGUUAGUCCAAACUCAGUCGGCACUACUUCAGACAAAACCAAGAUUAUUGAUUUCUCUUUCCUUCGAUCUGGCUUUCUAGACGCAUCUCCCUCUUUAAUCUGCUAUUCUGGCAAGAGCGUUUCGAUAUACCAGCGCUGCGGUGGCGGACGGGACUGGGAACAAAGAACUGAAAUUUAUUACUCAAACAGUCCAACCUCGUCGAGUACUACAAUGACUGCAUCUGCUUUUGGCUCAACUGCGCCUUUUGGCGUCUACUCGAACCCAUUGGAUGUGUUUCCUCACAUACUACCUGCCUUGCAGUGUGCCUUUGCGUCAUCAGACGAGAGCACCUUCUUACGCUCGGACUGGCACCCGGACUCCUUUCUUGCAGAAAUUUGUUUGGAUGAUAGAGGUGUUAAGGCUGCUUUGGACGACCGACUGCGAUCUUUGUUUUUGUGGCUUAGCUCCGUAGGAAAGGAUUUGUCGGACGAAGAUUUGGAAGGGCCUCUACGUGUAGCACCCCUGCUCAUAGUCGAAGAAAAUUUUUCUGAAGACAGCGAUGGUCAGGAUCAACCUCGAGCAAGACUGACUCUGCUAACGGGUCCGGCUACGGACCAAACACUCCCUUCGCAAAAUGUCGCGAGAGAAGUGAGUAAACUGAAGAGUUUUCGGGAUAUACUCUUGUGUAGCAUCGAUCAGGCAAUUCCUGAGUCGUCUUCCACCGUUCAGUCGCUCGAUUGCGACCUAGGCAUCAAAAAAGAAGAGCUCCCACCGCUCCUACGCACAUUGUCUUCUGAAGAUUUGGAAAUCAUUUGGGCCCUAUACGAUAUGCUGGUAAAACCGCCUUGUUUCGACAAGCUAGAUAAGCUAGGGCAGCUAUUCCUGUUCACCAGAGAAAUCUUUCAUCGGCUUGCAGCUAUUACAAAUAAGAUAGAAAGCUCGAUUUCUACAAGGAUACCAAUGCCGUCAAUGCAUGUUAAGAUCACUUCGAAGUCCGGUGGGAGUCAGAGUUGCGAAGAAACUUACGUGGCCUCCUCCGGCUGCUUGGCUGCUCUUAUGAGCCGCUCUCAAAAUAAAAUUUUGGACUGCUGCCGUGCAAAUGGACAUAAGUUUGACUGGCCAUUCGCGAGAGACCUUCGCAUUGCAUUCUGGCUGCGGUCGGAUAGGGAGCUUGCCAAGAUAUCGGAAGAGAUCGGCCAGACUCUUUACAGGGCCAAGAAAGAGAUAAUGGAAUGCGCACUAUUCUUUGUGAUUGCGCGAAAGACGAGAACUCUCCGAAAUUUAGCAGCAGCAGAUUCGACCGAUAGUGGGAGGAAGCUAUUCCAGUUUUUGACGUCUCAUGACUUCUCUGACGAGCGAGGUCGACGAGCUGCAGAAAAAAACGCAUACAGCCUUCUUCGCAAAAACAGAUAUGGCAUUGCAUCCGCGUUUUUCCUCCUUGCCGAGCCCCCUUUUCUCAAGUCAGCUCUCGAAGUGAUUGUGACAAAAAUGCGAGACUCAGACCUUGCUUUCGCUGUUGCGAGGCUAACGGAGAGUUCUGUUGCCGCCCUACAACCCAGUCUGAAUGCAUCUUCCGUAGGGCUUGGAGGCAUACUUGGAGGUGGAGGCGGGUAUGCCAUUCCACCCGGAUCAGACUCUUCGUUGGAUGGUGAGGACGGAGAACGUUUUGACGAUUGGCAACCAGAUCUUGGAAUGUAUUCUAAGAAGCUGUUGGUGGAACGAUUGCUUCCUCAAGCUGAGCGAGACAAUGCUCUGAGCGCUAUCCAGCUAUUAUGGCUUGGUAAAAUUGAGGAAGCGUCUUGGUGGCUAUCCGGGUUCAUAGAACCCAGCCAUGAUAGCGACACGGGUUAUCGCUUAGUCAACGAUAUCGAUCACCGUGUAUUCGGAACAAGGACUGAUGCGAAAAGACAGUGUGCUGGAUCAAUGAAGCUGUCGAAUGCAAUUGGCAAGGUAAACUUGCUUGUUGACUUCAUCUCGGCUCCGCUCUUGCUUGACGCCCUGGGUGGGAGUCAGCGAGCUCAAUUUGCUUCAUGUUUAGCAGUUUCGAGUGCGUUGAUUGCGCGGGGAGUUGAGAUGCCAACUAUUCGCUCUCUACUACAUUUAGCUGGUUCUCAAAUGCUUUUGAAGCAUCCCAUAACUUGUCUAAGUCCCAGAGAGGACGCGAAACACGGUCUGUCGCCCUCGUCGGCAGCUGUGAAGCCGUCGAUAUCCAAGUCAUUAAGUUCUUCCCUCCAGCCAAAGCGAAGCUGCAAUUUAGCGGUUGCUGCUUCCUCGGGGGUUAUGUCGUCCUCUGUUUUUGAUUCGUUUGAUACACCUCCUACCCACAACUCGAAAGCGAAGGUUUCAGACCAUUUUGAGAGAUCAGAAACGGUGCAGUCUUCUAUUUUCGAUGCCUUUGAUGCUCCGCCUACCCAAAAUUCGAACCCGAAGGUAUCAACCCAGGAAGGCAGAUCCUAUGGGAUGCAAUCAUCCAUAUUUGACUCCUUUGAUCCUCCUCCUCUCCAGAAUAUAAGUGUUACGGCAGGACGUGAUGAGACAUCGGGGAACAUAGAGUCGUCCAUUUUUGACUCGUUUGAUGUUCAUCCCGGACCGACUGUGAAGGGAUCUGCAUGCGACGAUCGAUCCGGAGACGUGCGGUGUACUGCCAUUUCAUUUGAUGACACAAGACAAUUAUUCAGCGAAAAUGAUGCCCAAGAAUCGAAGGUUUUAUGUCCUGUUGACAAUAGACCAACUAUUGACAAUCAAGAGGCGAUCAAGAAGUCCGAAAUAGCGAUUUCUCUUUCAAUCUGUCGGAAAGGGAUCCCAGAUUUGUGGAGCGAAUGGCGUUAUAACAUGCUUUUGUUAUGCGCUGGGAGGCGCCUACUGCGUGAAGUGGCGAGCGUCGUAGCUCAAUUUCACGGGGACCCGCGGCCUCAGUCAAUGGUGUCUUUUUAUCAUAGCGAACACCCGCUUGUUCCCUCAAGGGCAUCUGAAGUACUGCAGCUGAGAUGCGACUCCGAAAAAAUAAUAGGAAGAGUCAAACGGUCUCUGGAGCAGCUUUCCACAGCAAGCGGGUUAGAAACUCUUGUUGUUGUAAGUUGCUCAGUCCAGCUUUUGGGUCAUUCCCAACAACGCCGUAGAACACUUUUUACUGUUAUUCUUUAUGCCGCAGCGCAACAAGAUGACAUGGCUGAUCUCAUCGUUCGAGCCGCUGCUUCGGAUCUCAUUCAAAUGGCGAAGAGUAUGGUGUUUUGUAACGACGUUUUUGUACUCAAACAAAAAUCGCGUUCGCACGCAUCUACACAGCAUAUUCGGCGACUAGCGGCAAGGUUGAGUUGGCAACUAGAAAUUUGCAUGUGGCUGCAGCGGGGUGGAGGUCUUUACUUAUCUGCAAGUACAAUCAAAGAUGCAAUUGCCGCUGUGCGAGUUGGCAUUCUCAUAGCCAGCUGGAACCGCAACACCGAAUGCUUGGAAGCCAUGAUUCGAAACCAACCAGACUGUUCUCUCGACGACGAAGCAGGACAUCCGCUGUGGACAAAUUUAAAAAGCUUUACCGCUCCCGAGAGAGAAGUAAAAAAAAACAGAAAGAUCUCAAGUGGUGGAUGGGAGUUUUUGGUAGACUGCAGAAGAACAGAGGCGACAAAAAUGCUGCGAUGUAGACCUACGGGGUGCUUCAUUAUGAGGCCACAUCCAAACGACCAUGGGGUUUUCACGCUCAGUUUUAAAACUAACUUAGCGAGUGAGGAGGGAAUGCCUAAGGAUGGCGAACAGCAGCUAUCUGAUCAUGGGGAGUUGGUGAAUAGGCCUGAGCAACCUAGUUCUACAGUAAUGUCUUCACGGGCUUCGAAAAGAGACGACAUAGUUCAACAUGCGGUUGUCAGGUUGUCUGAAUCUGGAUUUCGAUGUGGUUCUUUUGGUCCUUUCGCUAGCCUCAUCGGUCUCCUUGAAGCCGUGUCAGCAUCGCUCCCUUUCAAUUUGAGGUUCGAUCAACCGCCAGUUGACCGGGUAAUUCAAGAAGGAUUCCAGCCUUCUCCAAAUGCAGUAUUUUUCCGAAAGCUAGCCCUCAGUCAUGCGGAUAGCGGAGCUUAUCCCCAGCCAGCCAAAGUACAGAGUUGUCAAGUCCCGUCUUCUCCCAAGGAGGAGCGAACCUCUUCGACAUUCCGAACAGGGAGCGAAGAUACCAGAUCCGAAAAGAAGAUAUCUUUUGCCUAUUUUCUCGAGCUCACGACUCUGAGCAAAAUUCAUCGGCAAUUAAGUGCCGUUGUAUCAGUUCACGUUGACGAGGCUCAUCAGUCUGAUGGGGAGGUCAUGACGACAGACGAAAGCUACGAAGCAGCGUCGGAUAGUGUUUUAUCGCUAAUGACUUUUCAUGGAGUCUCCACUCCGUACGCUUCUUCGCGGAGGCUUCUUAGUCCUCUGAUAUGUUGGGGCCGUUCUUUGGAAAUUCUUUCCGUGGAGUAUGUAGCCCCGGAAUUGAAUGGCUCUUUCGAUCCCAGAUUGCCAGUGGAUUUUGAGGAGUCGGCCGAAGAAAUUGAAAUAUUUCAGCACGAAUCCGCAACUACGGUCGAGCAAGGGGACGCAGUACUUCGACAAAUGAUCAAACGAGGAUCUGGAGUCGAUUUCAGUACGUUACGCUUAAGUGACGGUGGUGAUUGCACUAUGGUUGUGGUUUUUGGAAAGAAGGAAGGAAUCGAGUGGUUGCUUUCCAGCGGAUUAGAAGCUAGUGAAACCGGCGCUUUGAGAAGAUUGAAGAUAAUGGAGCAUGAGAAUAUUAUCGAACCAAUUGAAAUGCAGCGACUCCCUCUGAAACAUAAGGUACCUGAGCACGGAGAAAGUGAUGUGAGAUACAGGAUUGUUGACCCCUGGGAAGUGGAAGCGCUUCCGAAUCGUGAAGGCGAGACUCGAGGAGCCUCUCUUGGCAGAGAAAGCUUCUCAAGGUUUAGUAUAGGGCAGGUGGCACUGUCAUCAGAGAGUACCCUUCGUGAUAUUGGCGGGCAUUCGCUUUUAGAGCUGUGGACCAGCACGAAAGGAGGAGUGCUUUUGACAAAAGCGUUAGCUUCGAUAGAUACACCUUGGGAACGUGCCGGGGCAGGAGAUUUGCUUCCAGGAAAUGGAAUAAUGACCAGUGUUCCUCCGUACUUAAAUAGCAUCAGGCAGCACUUGUACAGGAACGCGCUGUUUCGCCGCCUCGACCUUCCGCAGCGUUUUGUUGCACUAAUGCAAGUGGAGUUGCUCGACCUAAAAAACUUGUCGUCUCCCGGUGGCUCAGUUUCCCUCUCAACUUACGCGCUGUUGCGCCUGAAACGUGACGGCAACAGGGCGGGCUUAACCAACAAAACACGGACACUUGACACAGCAAAGACACAUGCCACCAAGCUUGGGAAAUCUUCUGGUCCAAAUGCCCCGGCGUCCUGGGGAAGCGUCGUUCGAUUCCGUUUCCCCCUCCCUGAAGAUGUUUCUGUGGAAGGGUCAAGUCUCGACGAUGAUCGAGAAACACUAUUCAAAGGACCCCCGUGUGUACUUCAGAUUACAGUGUACGAAAAAAAGCUUAUCGUGGAUAACUCACUGGGAACUGCAGAUAUUCGCACAGACGGCCUUUGGAGCGGAGGCCAGCUUGAGGAGUGGGUGCCUCUGCGCUCAGAUAAGCAAACCAUUACAUGGUUUGCUCGAAUCAGAUUGACACUAAGGUAUGAAUUAAUGUGCCAUGCGUGCGACGCAGUAUCCAUGGACACUAUAAGCGGUACCUCAAGUGUUGGACUCCGGAGGAUGGAGGAACUCAUCCGUGCAGGUGCUUCGGCGCACGAAGAUAACAAGCAAGCUACAAGCUCCCCGGAUUUGUUGACAUACUUUGAGAGCAUGGUGUACUAAGAAUUUGCCGCUAUCUUAUCAAAAUUGUAGACUAUAUUUAAAGCACUAAAAAAUAAGCCUCAACCAGUCCGCAGU